AUGCGGCUUCAUCUUGCUUGUUUUCUGCUGUUCAUAACUUUGAUAUCUCCCUUGGUGCUUUCAGUAGGUCAAAAGCCGUGGUAUCGAUCAAAAAAGUGGCAAGAGCGAAAAGCUGAAAAAGCUGAAAAAGAAGUCAGAAGACAAAGAGAUAUCAAGUUCCAUCAAGAGGUGCUUGUCGCUCAAAAGAAGGACUUGAAAUUGAUGAAUGGGCUUCACCAAGGCUUAAUGGAAGAAAUGAGAGAAAUUCCUAGUGGCUCUUCAAAGCAGGUAGAAUUAAAAAACAAAAUUCAUCAACGUAGAGAGGCUGAGGCAAAUGCGAAAAGACAGAAAUUAGUAUCUUACAUGCUUCAAAAGGAGAAACAUGAAGUUUCGCAGGCUUUAUGGCAAAAUAUGCCUAAUGCAUCCUCGAAACAAGAAAAGAUAAAAGACGAAAUAAUUAAACUCAAAUCUGAAAAUACGUUCAUCCCUGCAUUAGAGCCAGUGCAUGAAAGAUAUUAUCAGAACAAUGAUCGGCAACUUCGAAGUGAGAUUGAUCACCAUGAAAGAGGAGUACUUUACCAAGAAGAAGCUCUGAAAGCGCUGCAAAAGCCAGAAAAGAAAGGGCUUUGGAGAUGGAGGUCUUUCCCAGGCAUGAGUAAAAAAGCAUGA
This is a messenger RNA of Meira miltonrushii, 648 nucleotides long. RefSeq lists its product as uncharacterized. Bases 1 to 648 code for a protein of 215 amino acids. Lineage: Eukaryota; Fungi; Basidiomycota; Exobasidiomycetes; Exobasidiales; Brachybasidiaceae. The record is from RefSeq and is a predicted model, not a curated record. The transcript has a single exon.